AUGACUUUUCAGAUGUCUUUCACAAAUUUGUUAUUGUCGUUAUUGAUUUACUCAUCAUCAGAAGUGAUUGGUGCUUAUGAGAUUGAUCCGAAAGGAUAUGUGGUUUAUUGCCCUUGUAUGGGACGUUUUGGGAAUCAAGUAGAGCAAUUGCUGGGCUCGAUAUCGUUCGCACGAGCGCUUAAUCGAACUCUGGUAUUACCACCUUUCAUUGAGUAUAUUCGUGGACAACCGAAAAAAAUGGUUGAUUAUGAUGAAUAUUUUCAAGUGGAACCUUUCAAGCAAGAUUCACUGCGAGUAAUUCUUAUGAGAGACUUCAUUCAACAAAUCGCACCCCGAAUUUGGCCAUUGAACCGAAGAAAAGUGUUCUGUUGGAGUGCUCAUCCGAGUAUAUACAAUAAGAGUUUACCGUCGAGUUGUCACGCAAAGGAAGGUAAUCCAUUCGGACCGUUUUGGGACUAUUCUGGGAUUGACUUUAUUGGAGAUAUUUAUUAUGGAGAGGAAAUCAACGAGGGUUUCAAUCUU
Molecule: messenger RNA, 522 nt
Organism: Anisakis simplex (herring worm)
Lineage: Eukaryota; Metazoa; Nematoda; Chromadorea; Rhabditida; Anisakidae
Source: the annotation of a GenBank genome assembly